This is a messenger RNA of Cimex lectularius (bed bug), 527 nucleotides long. It is a transcript of the gene ATPsynF, whose product is annotated as putative ATP synthase subunit f, mitochondrial. The coding region runs from base 101 to 424 and encodes 107 amino acids. Gene Ontology annotation, biological process: proton motive force-driven mitochondrial ATP synthesis. The transcript is spliced from 4 exons. Gene Ontology annotation, molecular function: proton-transporting ATP synthase activity, rotational mechanism. Lineage: Eukaryota; Metazoa; Arthropoda; Insecta; Hemiptera; Cimicidae. The record is from RefSeq and is a predicted model, not a curated record.
UGAACUUAUCAAUUUCAGGGUUUUCUGCUAGGUUUUGUCUCGGCCUCGGAUAAGUUUAGAUUUCGUCUGAAAACCGGAGGAAUAACGGAAAAAAGGAAAAAUGCGCUUUGGAGACUACCCAGCAGAAUACAACCCGAAAGUUCAUGGGCCGUACGAUCCAGCCCGAUACUACGGAAAGCCCGAUACACCAUUUAGUCAGGUGAAAUUGGGCGAACUGGCAUCAUGGGUUUCACGAAGAAACAAAUCACCUUCGGCCAUGAUGGGUGCUUUUAGUCGAGCUUACUGGAGAUGGCAGCACAAAUACAUUCAGCCGAAAAGGGCUGGCAUGGCUGGAUUAAUGCAUGUUGCAUGUGGUUCAAUGAUAAUAUUCUACUAUCUGAACUACGGUUCAAUCAAGGGAGAACGCAGAAUGCGUUACCACUAAAAUUACCAAGUAUAAUUAAAGAAACGAGCAGGCAAUUUAGGAAAAAACCAUCAUUUUAUUAUAGUUUUGGGAAAGUGAAUAAAAUAAAGUUUAAUUAAAACUC